Amphimedon queenslandica is the source of this 816-nucleotide messenger RNA. RefSeq names its product 15-hydroxyprostaglandin dehydrogenase [NAD(+)]-like. Gene Ontology annotation, cellular component: cytoplasm. The record is from RefSeq and is a predicted model, not a curated record. The transcript has 7 exons. The coding region runs from base 35 to 787 and encodes 250 amino acids. Gene Ontology annotation, molecular function: oxidoreductase activity, acting on the CH-OH group of donors, NAD or NADP as acceptor. NCBI's taxonomy places the organism in Eukaryota, Metazoa, Porifera, Demospongiae, Haplosclerida, Niphatidae.
UAGAAAAGUUGACACACCUUUUUGCUGCACAAAAAUGUCUACACUGGACCUAUCAGGUCGAGUUGCUCUUGUAACUGGAGGCGCUCAAGGAAUUGGAUUAGCAAUUGUACAGCUGUUACUGGAAGCUGGAGCUAAAGUUGCUUUGGUUGAUAUUUCUCCUAAUCUAAGAGAGACAGGGCAAAGACUUGGCAGAAGCUUUAAACCGGAAAACGUUCUUUGUCUGACCUGUGACGUUACUGACUCAACUAGUUUACGUAAAUCAUUUGAGAAGGUUUUGAGUCAUUAUGGCAGUCUUGACAUCGUUGUGAAUAAUGCUGGCAUUGCCGAUGAAGUGAACUGGGACAAGAUGUUACACAUUAAUCUGCAUGCUGUCAUUGCUGGCACAUAUCUAGCACUGGAACUCAUGGAUCCAGAAAAAGGCGGAGUCAUUAUCAACGUAUCAUCAAUGUCAGCUUUAUAUCCUGUGGUGUAUGCCCCAGCUUAUUCUGCUUCAAAAAAAGCUGUUGUUACAUUUACAAGAUGCAUAAAGUCUGCUGCAGAAGGAGCUAAUGUAAGAGUAAACUGUAUAUGUCCUUAUUACGUGAAGACUCAAAUGAGCCAAAGAGGACUGGAUGCAAUGCCUGAACAAUUUAAGAAUGAAAUACUACAGAAUGGAUUAAUGGAUCCUGAAGAUGCAGCUAAAGGUAUAAUGGAGCUCAUUACUGAUACAUCAAAGAAUGGUACAGUAUUAAGAGCAUCAGCAAAGAGAGGACUCUCCUAUCACAUUUUUAACGAUAACACUUUCUAAAUUAUAAGAUCUUGUAGUGUAGUCCUAUU